AUGACGAUCGCUUGGUGCGUGCGAAGAGCGGAAAUGGUCUAUAAAUGUGUGAAAGGCUACUUAAUGGAGGUAUGUGGUGUUUGUGGUGGUUCUGCGGUGGGUGGUGGAGUGACCAGCGUUCCACAUUUCAACAUUCACCUAGUCUUGCCGUCAGGCCUCGCAGAUGGCGUAUAUCAGCAGAUAUCAGCAAUGUUUCCUACAAUUUUCCAUCUUGUUCCCAGUGUAUCAAUGGCAGUACAACAACCUUAA
Messenger RNA from Cooperia oncophora, 249 nucleotides. The record is from the annotation of a GenBank genome assembly. NCBI's taxonomy places the organism in Eukaryota, Metazoa, Nematoda, Chromadorea, Rhabditida, Trichostrongylidae.